AUGGAACUAGCCAAUCUCUUGGAGACCUGGUCUCAGGUGGAGGUGGAGGCAUCGCCCACUUACCUGCUCUGUAACGGGCAGCCCAAUCCAGAGAACCGCCAUGUAGCUGCGCUCAAGUGCAGAACUAGUGUCGGCGGCCACAUUCGGCUCCCAAAGGGAGACGGCAUGCCACGCUUGGAGGGGGAAGAGCGGCCCGAUGACAUGACUCGUACAGGAGUACAAGUCAUCUUCACCAUGGUUCUUCUGUUUUCAGGGACGUGCUACGCAGCUGUGGAAGGCCCCUGGUGCUAUGAUGAAGAAUCUUGUGGUCCGUCAACAUGGAUUGCCCAUGGUCAUUGUGGUAACAGUAGACAGUCUCCCAUUGACAUCAUCACUACCAACGUUAUCUUCAACUCCACCUUGGGCCGUGUCACCCUUUCUGGCUAUGACAACUACAAGAAACUGCAGGAAAUGACGAACACAGGGAAAACAGUUUAUGUCAAACUGAGGGAUGGUCUCUUCCUCAGUGGGAAUGGCCUUCCAGAUGUAUACACAGCCAAAAGCUUGCACUUCCAUUGGGGAAACGGUGCUGCACAUCCUGGAUCUGAGCACUGUAUUGAUGGCAAACAGUACUCUAUGGAGUUUCACAUUGUGCAUACCAGAAACAACAUGAGCUUGACGGAUGCACUGGAUGACGCAGAAGGAAUCGCUGUGCUGGCCUUUUUUGUCCAGGCUUCUGACAGUGCCAAGGGCAAGACAGCUAAAGCGUGGGAAUCCUUUUCUAAGAACCUCCAAAAAGUCACUAAGAAGGGUUCAGAUACAGAAAUUCAAAGCACCGUCUCCCUCCAGGACCUAAUGGGCGCCACUAAUCUUGCCCGCUAUUACCGCUACAGCGGGUCUCUCACCACUCCCAACUGCGACGAGGUGGUCAUCUGGACUGUCUUUCCCGAUCCCAUUCUGGUGCCCACCAAAGUGGUGGCAUGUUUCCCACUCGAUCUCCGUGCUACAGAUUCUUCUACGGGGCCUCACCUGGUCAACAAUUUCCGCCCCCCGCAGGGAGUCCACAAUAGAAUGGUGGAAGCAUCUGCCUUAUUGAAGCCUCGCUCAGCCGCCUCCCAAACCUCACAGCCAGUGUCACUCAUCCCAUUCUUACUGGGCAUCAGUGCUGUCUUACCCAUAUAA
This is a messenger RNA of Heteronotia binoei (common prickly gecko), 1161 nucleotides long. RefSeq names its product carbonic anhydrase 4-like. The record is from RefSeq and is a predicted model, not a curated record. Lineage: Eukaryota; Metazoa; Chordata; Lepidosauria; Squamata; Gekkonidae. The transcript is spliced from 10 exons. Gene Ontology annotation, cellular component: plasma membrane. The coding region runs from base 1 to 1161 and encodes 386 amino acids. Gene Ontology annotation, molecular function: zinc ion binding; carbonate dehydratase activity.